GCUCGACGAUGACCUCGUAGCUGACUUCGAAGACCUUCGAAUCUCUUCGGACCCUAACCCUAACCCUAGAAGCUUCCCUUACAGCGUGAAGCAGCAAUGCUGGGAGAAAGCCGAGAAGAUCAAAGGCCGAGACCCCGAUCGCUGGCGCAGGGAUGCCCUCGGCAACACCGUCUUUCGCAAGCUCGUUGGUUGCCCUGGUUGUCUCUGCCAUGAUUACGACCACAUCCUCCCUUACUCUAAGGGUGGGAAAAGCACACUGGAAAACUGUCAAGUUUUACAGGCAACAGUUAACCGAUCAAAGGGUAAUCGAACAGAUAUAUCCAAAUCUGAACUUAUUCAGAAGAGUUCUUAUUGCAGGGUUUCAGGUCGCGAUAUGGAUCUUUUGGAACUGUCAGCAUAUGGCAACGUACGGCGAGGACCGGAGUCUGGGGGUUGUAGAAUCCAAUGAACAAUUGAGCAUACUAACUUGUUUUGUGGAUGAUUGCCAAUGAGAGCUAAAUGAUAACCUUGUAGCUAGUCAUCCUGAAAAUGAUCUUUUGGAGCUCCAUUUGUGCACAAACAAGUUGAAACUGCAAAGAAAAAAUGACUUAACUGGUCUUGUAAGUCUAUAGCAUACUGAUCCAUUGAAGAGCCACUAUUGCAUUGAACAUUUAGCCUAUAUGCUGGAACAUCAGAACACUAUUUAUUGCUACAGAAGUGUAAAAUGAUUAUUGUUGCACACGAAUUAUCAUUAUUCUUGUCGAAUGAGUGUAAAUAACUGAUACCUUUUUUAUAUAUAUAAAUAUAAAAGCAAAUGACAGUCA
Arachis ipaensis is the source of this 803-nucleotide messenger RNA. Its product is annotated as HNH endonuclease. The record is from RefSeq and is a predicted model, not a curated record. Gene Ontology annotation, molecular function: zinc ion binding; nucleic acid binding; endonuclease activity. NCBI's taxonomy places the organism in Eukaryota, Viridiplantae, Streptophyta, Magnoliopsida, Fabales, Fabaceae.